AUGCUUCUCGAUGAAGAUCCCGCCGCGCUCAUUCGUGCUACUGUCUCGAACUUCAACAUCGCCCCAGACAAGGCCGCGCUUUCACGCGUUAACGAUUCAUUAUCAACAUUGCAACAGUCCCGCGAACUACGCAUUCGAGAUGCCGACACCGUGUUGAGAAAGCUAUCCCGCCAGCUGGCAACAUUAUCUUCUCAACACCGCGAAGUUCUUUCAAGUCAUGACAGCGGCAGGCAUGCCAGUGAGAUUGUGCAGCUCGACACCAAGAAGUUCCGCGUUGCGAAACAGGCGUCUGAGCUAGAAGCCGAGAGCGAGAGACUGGAGGCGGAAUUGGAGAGGCUGAAAAUGCGAUUAACCGACUUGGAGGAGCAAGGAGUUGAGGGAGAUGAGAACAUGCGCCGUGCCCGUGAAGCGGAUGAUCCAACAGUAUUACGAUUAUGGCUCUACAGAUCACUGGGAAUCAGCCUCGAACAAGACGAGGCCGGCAACUACAACAAAGCAACGAUUGGAAAUACCAAAAGAGGCGAUGUCCACGUUGUCAACAUCGACCCUAAAUUCUCGCGGUGGUUCUAUGCAGACUAUUUCUGGCAGACAAUGCAAGGCUAG
Messenger RNA from Capronia coronata CBS 617.96, 603 nucleotides. RefSeq names its product kinetochore protein spc24. The record is from RefSeq and is a predicted model, not a curated record. The transcript has 3 exons. NCBI's taxonomy places the organism in Eukaryota, Fungi, Ascomycota, Eurotiomycetes, Chaetothyriales, Herpotrichiellaceae. The coding region runs from base 1 to 603 and encodes 200 amino acids.